Molecule: messenger RNA, 1621 nt
Organism: Dama dama (fallow deer)
Lineage: Eukaryota; Metazoa; Chordata; Mammalia; Artiodactyla; Cervidae
Gene: SOX17
Product: SRY-box transcription factor 17
Exons: 2
Coding region: 216-1445 (409 amino acids)
Biological process (GO): angiogenesis; heart development; vasculogenesis
Molecular function (GO): DNA-binding transcription activator activity, RNA polymerase II-specific; RNA polymerase II cis-regulatory region sequence-specific DNA binding
Source: RefSeq, a predicted model, not a curated record
CCGGGUGGCGCCCGCAGUGGCACUGGGCUGGCGAGGGCGCGGGCUACACCAGGGACUGCGAUCGAUCUGCCAGGGACGCGGGCGGCGGGGUCCGGCCGGGAGACGCUAGCGGCCCGCGGGGCAUCUCCUCUCUCGCUCCCCACCCCCUCCCCCCGGCAGGGGGAGGCGGCGUGUCUGGCGGAGGGUUGCGGGGCGCGGGGCCGGGCUGGAGCGCCAUGAGCAGCCCGGAUGCGGGGUACGCCAGUGACGAGCAGAGCCAGCCCCGGAGCGCGCUGCCCGCCGUGAUGGCCGGCCUGGGCCCCUGUCCCUGGGCCGAGUCGCUGAGUCCCCUCGGGGACAUGAAGAUGAAGGGCGAGGCGGCGGCGAGCGGCGGGGCGCCGGCCGGGCCGGCGGGCCGAGCGAAGGGCGAGUCUCGCAUCCGGAGGCCGAUGAACGCCUUCAUGGUGUGGGCGAAGGACGAGCGCAAGCGGCUGGCGCAGCAGAACCCAGACCUGCACAACGCCGAGUUGAGCAAGAUGCUGGGCAAGUCGUGGAAGGCGCUGACGCUGGCGGAGAAGCGGCCGUUCGUGGAGGAGGCCGAGCGGCUGCGCGUCCAGCACAUGCAGGACCAUCCCAACUACAAGUACCGGCCGCGGCGGCGCAAGCAGGUGAAGCGGCUGAAGCGGGUGGAGGGCGGCUUCCUGCACGGCUUGGCCGAGCCGCCGGCGGCCGCGCUGGGCCCCGAGGGCGGUCGCGUGGCCAUGGACGGCCUGGGCCUGCCCUUCCCGGAGCAGGGCUUCCCCGCGGGCCCGCCGCUGCUGCCCCCGCACCUGGGCGGCCACUACCGCGACUGCCCGGGCCUGGGCGCGCCCCAGCUCGACGGCUACCCUCUGCCCACGCCCGACACGUCCCCGCUGGACGGCGUGGAACCCGAUCCGGCCUUCUUCGCCCCGCCGCUGCCCGCGGACUGUCCGGCCCCUGGGCCCUACAGCUACGCUCCGGCCGCGGACUACGCUGGGCCCCCGGAGCCGCCCGGAGCUGGGCCCCUGCACCCGCGGCUGGGCCAGGAGCCUGCGGGCCCCGCGAUGCCGGGCCUCCUCGCGCCCCCCAGCGCCCUGCACAUGUACUACGGCCCCGUGGGCUCCCCGGCGGCGGCGGGGGGCGGGGGACGCGGCUUCCAGAUGCCGCCGCAGCCGCCCCCGCCCGGCCCGGGGCAGCCGUCGCCCCCGCCAGAGGCGCUGCACUGCCGGGAUAGUGCAGACCCGGGGGCCCCGGCCGAGCUACUCGGGGAGGUGGAGCGCACGGAGUUCGAACAGUACCUGCACUUUGUGUGCAAGCCGGAGAUGGGGCUCCCCUACCCAGGACACGACGCCGGCGUGACCCUGCCCGACGGCCACGGGGCCCUGUCCUCGGUGGUGUCCGACGCCAGCUCCGCGGUGUAUUACUGCAACUACCCCGACGUGUGAGCCGUCCCCGCCCGCAGGGCCUGCGGCCAGAAGCGCGCACAGUGUUACACACCUCCCCAAGGAUCGAGGGACACUCAGCCUCGCGUCGCGUUGUGUUUUUAAAUUGCCUUGGCGUAUAAUUUAUGGUAAUUUAUUUUGUCUGCCACUUGAACACUUGGGGGGGGGUGGGGAGUAAA